This is a messenger RNA of Blastomyces dermatitidis ER-3, 1009 nucleotides long. RefSeq names its product prefoldin subunit 4. The transcript is spliced from 4 exons. The record is from RefSeq and is a predicted model, not a curated record. Gene Ontology annotation, cellular component: prefoldin complex; cytoplasm. Bases 109 to 525 code for a protein of 138 amino acids. Gene Ontology annotation, biological process: protein folding. Lineage: Eukaryota; Fungi; Ascomycota; Eurotiomycetes; Onygenales; Ajellomycetaceae.
GUUGGACUGCAGGAAGAUAUAUAUAAAAUCAACCCUCAACCCUUAAUACCAUCUGUGGCCUCUACGUCUACGGAACUUGAGCUUAAUAUCCCGCGCAUUUCAUAAAACAUGAUGCUACAACGACGUAUGCUUUCGAAGGAGGACGAGGCGACAGCUGGUGGCGAUGAAACUGAGGUCCGGCGUGAAGACCAGGAAAAAAUCAAUCGCUUCAGCAGACUACACCAGCGGGAAACAAUGCUCGAAGAGCAGUUGAAAGCUAAGCAUAAAGACAAAGAAGAUCUUGAGGAAGUGUCCAUGGAACUCGAACUUGCAGAUGAAGACGAAAAGAUACCGUAUAAAAUUGGCGACUCGUUCAUAUCUCUCCCGCUCUCGGAAGCACAAUCACUACUCACAGCUUCUACAGAGCGAAUCGAUGAGGAGGUCAGCAAGCUCGAAGAGAACCUAAGUGAUGUGAGGGAUGAGCUACAACAGCUGAAAGUUGCGCUCUAUGCGAGGUUUGGCAGGAGUAUUAAUCUCGAGACUUAACUUGCGUCGAGGGAGUAAAAAUGACGAAAGGUUCUGGUAGAAUUAGUAGAAUUUAAAAAGUUAAAUUUCACGGGACUUUUCUGAACAUUGUUACUUUUAUCAAAAGAUUAUUAUAACUGCGGCUGUCUUCGCGGCGAAUCUGCUUUUUUCAUCGCUUUGUGUUUCCUCUUUUACCGUUUCUUCUAUAUAAGUACCAGAUAUAAUAACUUCAAUUCAUUUGUGGAAGGACACCAUUGGGCGAGGAAUGAAAUGGAUUGAACAUAUAUAGAUAUGUGGCUAUAUCGCAGGAGCUGUAUUAAAUAUUCAUUUGCCUACUACAGUUGCCGCAGCCGGGCCUCAUCUCCACAAACAAAACAGACAUGGCGAAUCGCUAAGGUAUCUCACAUGUAAAAAAUAUAGGAAAACAAGAAGUGGGUAUUUUGGUUAAAGGCCGUAAGAUAACAUGAACAGUUAAAAGCGUUAAGGAGAAAAAGAAAGGGUAUUU